AUGGUCAUCUCGAGCACCACAGCAAGCAAAGACGUCACACCACUCUUCAGGCAAUUGAUCUCCAGCUCAUCCAGUAGCUCCUCUUCUCCUACACCGCAUCGCAACCCCCACGCGCGUCCCCCAGCCUCGCUCAAGCAAGCCCAGCUACAAGCAUGGAAAGCAAGAAGGCAGGCAGAAAAGGCCUGGGAUGCAGAGGCAGCCAAGCUACGGAGGAACAUUGAUGAGCUUGACGGGUUUCUGGGGCAGGUGCGAAGGGCUUACUUGCAUACUGGGCCGGUCUUUCCUGUUAGGGAGCUUGAGGGGGAAGCACCAGCGGGAGAAGCAGCAGGAGCAGGGGCGGCUGCAGUUGGAGCUGAAGAAGGUUCUGCUAGUGGGAGUGGCAAUGGAUUGGAGCGGUAUGGUAGAGUGAGAAGCUUGAGCGAAGAGGAAAAGGACGAGGUGGAUCUGCACCUCAAGCUCGUACUCGAGAAGAGCGUGGCGAGGGUAAAGGAGCUGAUCAAGGCAGAAGAAGUCCGUCAAGAGGCUCAACCAACACCAGAAAGCAGCACGCUCAGCUCCUCCUCUCUCCUCACCCGUCUCCUCUCUCGACCUCUCCCCAUCACCUCCCUCGACUCCAUCGAGUACUCUUCUCAGCUGUCACAGCACCGCGAGGCAAUUACUACCUCUCUAGGUUCCUCGCUGAAGCGCGUAGGAGAAAAGGUGGGGGCAAUGCAGGAGGCAAGAGGUCGGGCGCGACUUGCCAGAGAGGGGAAGAGGGUCCAGGUGGUAGCGAGAAAUGGGAGGAGAGAGGAAGAAGGGAAAAGGACAAGCAAGGCAAUCAUGGGGAGUACCGCCAGCUUUCGUGCUUUGGCUCCCACUUCUUCCGGACGACUACCUCCAGCCUCUUCAUCAUCAUCCUCAAGUACCCACCUCCAGCAGCAGCAGCAGCAUCUGCAAGCCCCCGCCCCACAAGCAGAAGAAGAAGAGCUCACCCCUUCUCAACUGCAACUCUUCCAAUCCGAAUCCUCCUCCUUAACAAAAUCCCUCCAAGCCGACCUCUCAGCACUAGAAAGUGUCACUUCUACCCUCAGUACCAUUUCCUCUCUCCAAACGACGCUCAUUCAACACCUCUCGACGCAGAAUGAGACCAUUGGAGCCCUCGUUGGGGAAGCGGGGGAGCAGAGAGUCGAGGUCAAGAGGGGGAAUGAACAACUUAAAAAGGCAAAGGAGAGGAAUAGGAGCGCUAAUCGAUUGCUGGGCGCUUUACUCGUGGGGAGUGGAUUGGGGUUGCUCUUUCUCCAUGUCAUGGAUUGA
This is a messenger RNA of Microstroma glucosiphilum, 1293 nucleotides long. RefSeq lists its product as hypothetical. Gene Ontology annotation, cellular component: SNARE complex; endoplasmic reticulum. Gene Ontology annotation, biological process: retrograde vesicle-mediated transport, Golgi to endoplasmic reticulum. Lineage: Eukaryota; Fungi; Basidiomycota; Exobasidiomycetes; Microstromatales; Microstromataceae. The coding region runs from base 1 to 1293 and encodes 430 amino acids. The record is from RefSeq and is a predicted model, not a curated record. The transcript is spliced from 4 exons.